Molecule: messenger RNA, 2064 nt
Organism: Varanus komodoensis (Komodo dragon)
Lineage: Eukaryota; Metazoa; Chordata; Lepidosauria; Squamata; Varanidae
Gene: SLC5A9
Product: solute carrier family 5 member 9
Exons: 12
Coding region: 16-1656 (546 amino acids)
Biological process (GO): transmembrane transport
Cellular component (GO): plasma membrane
Molecular function (GO): D-glucose:sodium symporter activity
Source: RefSeq, a predicted model, not a curated record
UUGGCUGGAAGAUCCAUGACGUGGUGGCCAAUUGGAGCAUCUUUGAUGUCAAGCAAUGUGGGAAGUGGCUUAUUUAUUGGACUAGCAGGCACCGGAGCUGCAGGAGGCCUUGCUGUUGGAGGCUUUGAGUGGAACGCCACCUGGGCACUGUUGGUCCUCGGCUGGAUCUUUGUGCCAGUUUACAUCUCUGCAGGAGUGGUCACGAUGCCCGAAUAUCUGAGAAAAAGAUUUGGAGGACAGAGGAUUCAAAUCUACCUGUCUGUACUGUCCCUUAUUCUGUAUAUAUUCACCAAAAUAUCCACAGACAUUUUCUCUGGUGCACUUUUUAUCCAAGUCUCUCUGGGUUGGAAUCUUUAUCUCUCUACAGUGAUCCUGCUAGCAGUGACAGCUGUCUACACUAUUGCUGGCGGUUUAACUGCAGUGAUAUACACAGAUGCUCUGCAGACUGUGAUCAUGGUGGCUGGAGCCUUGGCCCUUAUGUUUAUAGGUUUUGAUAAAGUUGGAUGGUAUGAAGGACUGCAAGAGAAGUACAGCAAAGCAAUCCCCAGUGUCAUUGUCCCAAACACCACAUGCCACUUGCCACGGCAAGAUGCUUUCCACAUGCUGAGGGAUCCCAUCACUGGGGAUAUUCCAUGGCCUGGGCUUAUAUUUGGCCUCUCCGUGCUUGCUCUUUGGUGCUGGUGCACUGAUCAGGUGAUUGUGCAAAGGUCGCUCUCGGCAAAGAGCCUCUCUCAUGCUAAAGGUGGAUCGGUGUUCGGCGGAUAUUUGAAAAUCUUCCCAAUGUUUUUCAUUGUUAUGCCAGGCAUGAUGAGCAGAGCUCUUUUUCCAGAUGAUGUGGGCUGUGUAGACCCAGCUAUUUGUGAAAAAGUCUGUGGAGCUAAAGUGGGGUGUUCCAAUAUUGCCUACCCUAAGCUGGUUAUGGAGCUCAUGCCUGUUGGACUCCGUGGUUUGAUGAUAGCUGUGAUCAUGGCUGCCUUGAUGAGCUCUCUCACCUCCAUCUUCAACAGCAGCAGCACACUCUUUGCCAUUGAUAUUUGGCAGCGACUCCGUAAGAAGGCCACAGAGCAGGAACUCAUGAUUGUUGGAAGGGUGUUUGUUCUGAUUCUGGUUGUCAUUAGCAUCCUCUGGAUUCCCAUCAUCCAGACAGCAAACAGUGGUCAGCUCUUUGACUACAUUCAGUCAAUAACCAGUUACCUAGCGCCACCCAUCACUGCACUCUUCAUCCUAGCAAUCUUCUGCAAAAGGAUCAAUGAGCCAGGAGCGUUCUGGGGCCUGAUCUUUGGGCUAGUCGUUGGUUUCAUUCGGAUGGUUCUGGAGUUUACCUACGUGGUGCCAUCCUGUGGUGAGGAAGACCAAAGGCCAGCUGUGUUGAAAGAUGUGCACUACCUGUAUUUUGCGAUCAUCUUGUGUGUACUCACAGCCGUUGUCAUUGUCUCCAUUAGUCUCUGCACACCACCAAUCCCAGAAGAAAAUCUUGCCCGAUUAACAUGGUGGACCAGACACAGCAAAACACCAGGAAAAGACCUGGAGAACCAAACCCACCAAAGCACAGAAACGACUUCCACGGGAGAAAAUGUUUUGGAUACUACGCAAUCAGAAAAUGGAGAUUUGGUACAUAAUGAACAUGGAGGUAUGUUGCCUGUCUUCUUCUACUAGAUGUAUACAUUUGUAUACUUAUAUACAUAGAAGUAAUGUCUCAGGGUCUGUUAAAACAAUGACAAAUGUCUUCUAACAUAACUGAUCUGGAAUGAGUGGAAAACUCACUCCAGUUCACAUAAACUCACUCCAGUUUCUAUCUGUUUGGCACAGGGUUUAAGCCAAAGUAGACUAGACAUAGUAAAUACCUCUGUAUUGUCUCCUGAUAACAGGCAGUCAUUUGAUGCUACAGAGUUUUGAAUAGUAAUGGCACAGGGAGGGACCUCAUAGCCCUUUCCCCUCCAGCCUUUUUUCAAAAUAUCACCCCCAGCUUCUUCUCUCACCGGAACACUAUGGAUGGCCAUCACUUCUAUUUGCUGGUUGGGAAAGCAUUCUGGGGGCAAUUUUGAACAGAAAAAAUGCCCUCGC